Molecule: messenger RNA, 942 nt
Organism: Rotaria sordida
Lineage: Eukaryota; Metazoa; Rotifera; Eurotatoria; Philodinida; Philodinidae
Source: the annotation of a GenBank genome assembly
AUGAUUUGUACGUCAUGUGGUAUUCAAAUUGUAGAAUCGUCAACAAUCUACAAAUGUCGUCAAUGUGUGAACCAUUUUGUUUGCAAGGCAUGCACGAAGAAGGAGCAUAACCGUCCAAGUAGUUCUCAUCAUACAUUAGACAAAAUGCGUACUCUAAUAAAUUCGACGACAUCAGCACAUUCAUCAUUGACAAUGGAAGGAAAAUCCGCAGAAGUUAAAACAGAUCCACAGGCACGUUCAACAUCGAUAUUUGCGACUAAAGAAUAUUUAACAAUGUUUUUGUCCUACUGUGAUCAUUGUUUAAAAGUGCUUGUAUGUGGAAAAGACAUAAUCUUUAAUUGUGAUCAAUGUCCAAAUAAUUUCUGUAUUUGCAAUCAAUGUCUCUCUCUCAUGCCAAAUCAACAUCCAUCGAUGCAUACAUUUUCAAAAGGAACAUCGCCUAGUGAACUUUUACAACGUGCUCAUGAUUUAGAACAUUUCGAUGUUAUUUGUGAUAGAUGUCGACGACAUAAUUUUAAUGGAAUACGACAUCAUUGUGAACAAUGUCAAUCCAACUAUGAUUUAUGUGAAAAAUGUAUUGAUACAAUACAUAAACAUCACACAUUUAAAAUUAUGCCAAAUUCUUUUCUACAUGCUCAUAAUAAUAGUAUGCUUGCUAAACGAACUUUGGAUGCAAUCGCAAAAAAUACUGAUACUCAGAAUCUUACAUGGCGUGAUCCAAUUACUGGAUGGACAAAGAGUGAUGCUGAAAAUAUGAUACAACAAGCUCAAAAAGAACAAGAAGCAUAUAUUACACAAUUACAAAAUAUUUCAGAACAUGAACUAGGCGACGCAAAGAAAGCACAAGAAACUCAGCAUGAGCUGCAUAGAUUCACAAUGGAUGGUCUAAAUGUCCAACUUUCACUUCUGAACGACAAGGUUCUAUAUCUUCCACGGCGCUGA